AUGGGUAACGCAGGUGUUACUGUGUAUAAUUCUUCCAACUAUACGAUGAAUGUUUAUCUUAGUAUGGGAGCUAUUCAUCAUUUCUGUAACAGAAUUAAAUCAAAAGAAGCGUUUACAAUUUAUCCUGGUGCAGUCUGGUAUACUGUAGGCUGUUUCGCAUCGAAUGAGUCGAAUGAUGUCACAAGCGCACAAGUUGGUGCACAAAUACUGAUAGCUUUUAAACCAGUGAUUGGUGGAAUUGCUAUAGUACCUUAUGCUGCACGAGAAGUUAUGCUUAAAAUUUCAGCAUCAAAACAAGAAAGGGAAGAAUAUUUCGACAAUGGCGAGAAAAACCUAUCUAUUUUUGAACAAGGUGUAAUGAAUGCCAUUAAACAAGCUAUUGAGACCGGUGCUUUGACAUCCAGUAACGACAAUGAAACUGAGACACUAUUAGAAAAAGUAACUGCUUUUAAUAAGAUAUGCAACUGGGAAGACAAUAUUAAAGGAAUUUAUUGUGGUGGUGACCACAAGAUUCUAGUUAUUUCUGGAGGACCCUGUAUAAAGGGUGGUAAAUGGGACCCUGAAGAUAUUAAAAUUAGAGAAUCAAAUGCAAAUAUCAUACCAGCAAAUACAAAAUUCAGAAAGAGCAAUGGUCUCUUCAAAGCAGACAUUGAAUAUUGGACAAGUAGCGAUAAAAAAUGGUAUCCUUCUCUUCAUUUUUAG
This is a messenger RNA of Rotaria socialis, 702 nucleotides long. Lineage: Eukaryota; Metazoa; Rotifera; Eurotatoria; Philodinida; Philodinidae. The record is from the annotation of a GenBank genome assembly.